Messenger RNA from Phodopus roborovskii (desert hamster), 1086 nucleotides. Its product is annotated as membrane-spanning 4-domains subfamily A member 4A. The transcript is spliced from 7 exons. The coding region runs from base 173 to 829 and encodes 218 amino acids. Gene Ontology annotation, cellular component: Golgi apparatus; membrane. The record is from RefSeq and is a predicted model, not a curated record. NCBI's taxonomy places the organism in Eukaryota, Metazoa, Chordata, Mammalia, Rodentia, Cricetidae.
CAGAGGUUCCCCACAGAAACCUUCAGGAUUUAGAAAAAGCACUGGAAUUAAGUUUAGUGUCACAUGGGAUGUGGGCAAGUCACCACAUCUGAAUGAAGAACCUGAGGUGCAUUCCCAGAGAUUGCUCUUUGUCUGACUUUCCAGUUGAGAAGAAAGAGCUGUUUCUGCUGACAUGAUAACAAUACAAGGAAUAGAACAGACUGCUUUGGAAGCUGGUUAUGAUGCACAGAAGCUGGGACAACAGCCUUUAUAUGUGAAUUCACAAUUGUGGAAAAGGAUGGUAGAGAAAUUCUUGAAGGGAGAACCCAAAAUCCUAGGGGUUGUGCAGAUUGUGAUUGCCUUCAUGAACCUCGCCAUAGGCAUCAUGAUGAUAAGUGCUACUGUAACAUACGGUGAAGUACUCCCUGUUUCAGUGUACAUAGGGUACCCAAUUUGGGGGUCUCUGAUGUUUAUUAUUUCAGGAUCAUUCUCCAUUGUAGCAGGAAGAAGAACUACAAAAGGCUUGGUUCGAAGUAGCCUAGGCUUGAACAUCACCAGUUCUGUGUUUGCCUUCUCUGGGAUCGUAAUCAGUUCACUGAGCCCAAGCAUUUAUUCUUUCCAUUUCUAUUACUGUACAUAUAGAAGCACUUCAGAAAGCUGCCAGAUGACCAUGCCCAUUUUAAUGGGUCUGGAUAUUGUGGUGGUCAUCUUGAGUGUGCUGGAGUUCUGCAUUGGGGUGUCUCUCUCUGCCUUUGGAUGCAGAGUAAUGUGCUGUAACCCUGGUGGGGUUGUGAUAAUUAUGCCAUCAAGUCCUCCCAUGAAAGAAGCAGAUUAUUCUAUAUCAGUUUAAGGAGGUUUGAUAUCACCAGCACACCAAGAAAAAAAGUUUUCCAAGAAAUCUGUGUUGAUUUUUUUCAAGAACCACACAUGGGGAAGAACAAGACUCCAACUCUGAUGUGGAUGCUUGUGUGUGCCCGUGUAUGUGUGUGUUUCCAAUGACAUUCUCAUAUUUCCCCAGGAACAUGACAGAUCAUUCCACUGGAUUUUCGUAAUAUUAUCAUAAAAUAAUAAAUAUACCACCCAUGUACUAGCUAAAUAGCAUUUGAA